AGCGCGAACUGAGAACUCGAGUCUCGGCAAACUUCCGGCAGGGGAGGCGAGGGGCGCAGGGAGCGCCCACUGCGCGUGCGCGCGCCCGUUCGGAAGCCCCCUGCACCCCCUCCCCUUGCAGCCGGACUUGGUACGGCCGAGACUUGGUACGGCCGGACGGUUGGCGUCCUCGGCUGCUCCAGACAGGGGCGGGCUUUUCAAAUCUUAUCUUUGGCCGAGUGGCGGCGGUCUCAGCUGAAGCGCUGGAGAUGGAGGGGCAGACCCUAAGGGGUCCCGAACUCUACCUGGCGGGGCAUCCUGCACAGCAGGACUGCAGCAUUCAAGAAAAAAUAGAUUUAGAAAUUCGAAUGCGACAAGGAAUAUGGAAACUCCUUUCUCUGAGCACUCAGAAAGACCAAAUUUUACGUGCAGUAAAGAAUCUCAUGGUGUGCAAUGCUCGAAUAAUGGCUUACACAUCGGAACUACAGAAAUUAGAAGAACAGGCUGCAGAUCAAACUGGAAGAUGUGAUGUGAAUUUUGAAAGUAAAGAACGAACCGCAUGUAAAGGAAAGAUUGCCUUAUCAGAUAUUCGAAUACCACUAAUGUGGAAAGACUCUGAUCACUUCAGCAAUAAAGAAGGAUCACAGCGCUAUGCCAUGUUUUGCUUAUUCAGAAUGGGAGCUGAACUUUUUGACACUGACAUGGUGAUUGUGGAUAAAACAAUCACAGAUAUAUGUUUUGAAAAUGUAACCAUAUUUAAUGAAGCAAGGCCAGACUUUCAGAUAAAGGUGGAACUAUAUAGUUGCUGUACAGAGGAGUCUUCUAUAACCAACACACCAAAAAAAUUAGCUAAGAAACUGAAGACAUCUAUAAGUAAAGCUACAGGAAAGAAAAUAAAUUCAGUGCUUCAAGAAGAUCAUGAAACGUGCUUGUCCUUCAGUUCUGCUGUUUUUGGUGCAAAGUAUAAUUUGCUAGCUCAUACUACCUUGACCUUGGAAAGUGCUGAGGACAGUUUCAAGACACAUAACCUGUCUAUUAAUGGAAAUGAGGAGUCUUCAUUUUGGCUUCCCUUAUAUGGCAACAUGUGCUGCCGAUUAGUCGCCCAGCCGGCUUGUAUGGCUGAGGAUGCAUUUGCAGGAUUUCUUAAUCAGCAGCAAGUGGUAGAAGGUCUGAUUAGUUGGAGAAGGUUGUAUUGUGUUCUGAGAGGGGGUAAACUCUACUGUUUUUAUACUCCAGAAGAAAUUGAAGCUAAAGUGGAACCGGCUUUGAUAGUGUCCAUUAACAAGGAAACGAGAAUUCGGGCAAUGGAUAAGAAUGCCAAGGCAAGAAUCCAAAAUUUCUCUGUCAUCAACCCUGUUGCCGGACAGGCCAUGACUCAUAUUUUUGCGGCUGACAAUAGAGAAGACCUUCACAAGUGGAUGGAAGCCUUCUGGCAGCAUUUCUUUGACCUUAGCCAAUGGAAGCAUUGUUGUGAAGAACUUAUGAAAAUUGAGAUUAUGUCACCACGGAAACCACCUUUGUUCUUGACAAAAGAGGCGACUUCAGUCUACCAUGAUAUGAGCAUUGAUUCACCUAUAAAACUUGAAAGUUUAACUGAUACAAUACAAAGAAAAGUUGAAGAGACGAAUGGACAGUUCCUCAUCGGUCAGCACGAAGAACCCUCACCUCCUCCUUGGGUAGCACUUUUUGAUGGUGAUCAUCCAGUGGUCAUCCAGAAAAAGGUAUUACCUUCUGCAAGCAAGCAGUUACAGGAUGGGAAACGGAAAAAGAGGCGAGCACCUCUUCCUCCUUCUGAUAAAGCUCCAUUCAGCUUAAAAACACAGAGCAGUACAGAUGAAUCGGCUAAAGACCACUGGGAAAAAACAAGUGUAUCUCAAACUUCGUCUUUAGAUACCAAAUUAUCAACCUUAAUGCAUCAUUUACAGAAACCAAUGGCUGCUCCUCGAAAACUUCUUCCUGUCUGGAAAAACAGUUUAACCAAUGGUGAACACACAGACACUAAAACCAGUUGUGAAGCCAAGCCAGUACCAGCUCCAAGGCAGAAAUCUAUCAAAGACAUUUUGGACCCUAGAUCAUGGUUGCAGGCCCAAGUAUAGAAAACCCUUAAUGUAUAAAACAUUGAACAAAAUCUGUAACUGUGAGUCUUGAUGCAGAAGCACUAUAGAUGUGGUAAUAUUAAAUUAUGUAGAUAAAUAAGCUAGUUAUGUGCAUCAAUAAUAAGCUAUUAGGUAUAAAAUGUUUUAUAAUGAAGAAAUGAAUUUCUCUUUCACUUUUUUUUUCAGAAUAUAAGUGAUUUUUCCUAGCAGAGUGUAAGAGGCAGCUUCUAGACAAUAUCUUAAUUGUUGGAAGGGUUAAUUUAUUCCUAAAUUAGUACCAGGCAGUGAACAAGCACUAGGCAGAAGAAAGCAUUAAAAUUUCUUUGGGGAGAGACUGUUGAGUAAUUCAAAAUGUGUUAAAUAUGAACCAUAGUCUCAUUGUGAGAAUUUUAAUUCUAAUGGAAUGUUUCAAAAGUAUUAUUCAAACCACAAAUUAUAAAAUCCACCCAAGAAAACUUCUUAGCAUUCUGGAAUUCUCAUCUAAUGCUUCACUGGCUCUCAUCUAUUGUUUGACUCAUUAUCUCACUGACCUGUUAAAUUCCUGGAUAAAUUUUAGAAUAUUAAAUUCUUCAUUUUUAAAGGGAAUUUGUAAUGUGCUAUUCAAAGGUGUUUCCUUGAUGAACCCUGAGAUCCUGUAGACAUUAACUCUUAUAAGUAAGUAAAGUGUAACAUUUAUUAGUUUAGAGAAAAGGUAGAUAAAAUGUUCUUCACUUCCAUUUUUCUACACAUAGUGCUAAUUUCCAUUGUGACAUUGGAAUUUGGGGAAAUGAGAAGCUGAUUAACACCUGAAAAUUCAUUUAAUACUUAUUUAAAAAACAGGUGGCCAAUUCAAAAAUAUAAAAAGUGGGCCAUGAUAAUAAAUUUCAGAAUUAAUCCUUUUUAAAAAUUUUAAUUAGAUUUCCUUUUUCUGGUAAGGGUUGAUGUCUGCUAUUGAUAUUAUUCAUUAUAAGUCAUAUUCUUACAAUAAUGACAUCGGAAUCAUUUCCAUAGGAGGUAAUUUCCAUAGCAACUAAUCAUAGUGACCCAAACAGAAUUAUAAAAUCAAGCGAGGAAUAAAUAGCAAGAGAUUGAAUACCUUAAAGGAACAAAUCCAUUUGUUAUAAUAAUGCUUCGUGUAAACAAGAGCUGAACAGUUUUUAAAAUCUAAUCAGAAUUUCCCAAUAAAACAGUUUCCAUAAUGUGUCAGCAACUGCACUAAAAAUCUCAAUUCACAGUGAACCCUAAAUGUCAUUUCAAGAAAUAAGAAAUUACUGCCCUGCGUAUAAUAUCUAGAGAUCUUUUUAAUGCCCAUAAGAAUUCUUUUUGGAUCAGAACUAGGUUAUUACAAAGUAAAAUGGACACUUGACAAAAAAUAACAAUUUAAAUGGAGCCUUUCUUUAUUUUUAUAUAGCAGAGUCUUUUUUCAUUUAUAUAGAAUGAUGUAACUGCCAGGUUACUUUUGUGUUUGCCCAGGACUCUAGUCAGAAUUGGGGCUCAAGGGAGCAAUGAUAUGAAAGGUCUCUUGUGAUUGGCAACAUCAGGAUAGACAUAGUAUUUGAUGAGAAGGACACCUAUAUGAUUGCCUGAUAGAAUUUAGAAACAACACAUAUAUGAAAAUCUAAAAAGGUAGGAUGAAUUUUUUUAUAACUGGAAGGCUCUUCUAAAUCUCUGUGUGAUUGCCAAUUCAGUAAAUGAUGUAUUCAAAAUCGAAAGGGUAUUGUUAUUUGAAUUUUUUUUUUAAACCUCGCUGCUGUUUUUGACAGCAUUUGUGACUGUCAUUGCCACUAAAUUAUCGAGCUAGAAGAUGCUGUAGGCAAAACUGUUUCUGAAAGUGGCAUCUAAGCAAUCUUUUUGUUUUAGUUGAAGCCUUAUAACAAACCAGUGUUAAAACUUCCAAAUUAUAUUCUUGUCAUUUCUCCUUAUGCAUAUUAUAUCAAGAAGAAUUUAAGUUGUACAGGAAAGAGAAUUUAUUCAUAGAGAAAUUACCUAGCAGUGGUGCCCUCAGUGGGGCACUUUGAAACAAGGCUGAAGCCCUUCUUUCUUAAACCAUUUAGGUGAGGGCUGACCAAGGACCACCUCCCCCACCAAAAUUAUUCAGAGGGCCCAUCUUUCUGGGGGCCCAUCUUACUGUAUAUUACAAAGCUUUUGAAAUUGGGAUGAAGUCUUCAGCCGUACUUUCUUUGACAUUGUGUUCAUUAAAUGUUAGUUCAGGUCCCCCCAAAAGGUAUACAAAGUUGAGGUUUUUCCCUCCCUCCUUUUUGUUUCUCCCUCCCUCCCUCCCUUCCUCCCACAGUUAAAAAAAUACAAAAUAAUAAAAUAAAAAUACUGAGUUAAACAGUUUGUUAAGGAGUUCAUCAAAAGAAGUAUUUGUUUUCUCAUUUUCUAAACUGGGAGUUUAUGACAGAAAAAUAUGCCAUGUAAUAAAAGACGUUUCAGCUUUUUAUGAGCUGGCUUUUCACAUUCUUUGUCUUUUUAAUUUGUUUCUUGAUAUAUGAAGACUAUAAACUUGAAACAAAGAAUUAGCUGUCAGAUCUUGAUAAUAUUAUAAUUGGAGAAACAUAAUAGAAAGAAUAGAUAUUUUAUUAUAAUACUGAUGAUCAAAAGAUAAUAUCUUAGAAAAUUACAUUUACGUUUCAAGCUCUGGGAUAUAAAUUACUUACAAUAGCAUUAAGAUAGUAUUUUUUAAUUGCUGCAAAAUGGUGAACCUCUUAUUUAAACAUCUUGCAAGAACAAAGAAGGCAUUUUGUUGUUAUAAACGCAUACCUUCUAAGGUAAACAGUCUUUCAAAAUAUCAGGCAUGCCAACCCUUGGUGUUUUUAUUAACUCCUUCUUAACUGUCUGCAAGGCCUCCUGAUUUCUUUUAGAUGGAUAUGCAUAUAUAUGGAAAACUAAAUCCAUCUAUUAUAAAUGCUCUAUCUUUACCCUGUAAGAUCCCACUGAAUGUUAUUUUACCCGGUACUAUUUGAUUUACAGACAAUUCACGUAUGGUAGGCUAAGCAGUGAAAUAGUUCUUUAGGCUUAUGUUCAAUAUUUCAUCCACCUACAGUGAAGUUAAUUAAUUCAGUCCAAAAUGAAAUUGUAAGGCAGUUUGGUGCAAUUCAUGUUAAAUGCCAUUUGAAUGUAAUCACCUGUGUUACCAUGAGUGAGGAACAACCUUACCAGAUGGAGAUAGAGUGCCGUACCAUGAACAAGAAGAGAAGUGCUUUGGCAGGAAAAAUAUCUGUCCCUGGGGGUCAGAGUUUAUCAAAAUCUGUUUUUUUAAACAGUGAAUUAUUGAACAGUAAUUCAGCUUUAACUGAUGACCAUUUGUAUUCUUGUAGUUAUCUUCAGUGUUCUAUUAUUAGUCUUAAACUAUAAUGUAGACAGAGUUGACUUUUGUCACUUACACUUCAAAGAUAUUACUAUUUUUAAAUGUUUACCUGUUUAUGUAUAACUGUUUCAUUGCUGAUAAUUAUGUGAAAAUGGUUUAUUCUGGAUCAUGCAUAUUCUUAGUUACUAGAAAAGAUGUUACCUUAGACUUUUUGAAAGGCAAGAUUUCAUUUGAAAAUAUGGUAAGGCGUGUUCUUUUCUAUGGUACACUUAUAUAAUUCACAUUGUAUGUAUUUUGUAUUAAUUAAAUGUGGGUCAAACUUCUGGAUUAAAAAAUAUAUCACAGAUUAUGUAUUUUUUAAAGUGCUGAAGAUUGGUAAGAAACCCAAGGUCAUGUGAUGAAAAUGUCUGUACAUUAAGAGAACUGAUUCAUGAAGACAUUUUCUAGCUUUUUUUCUUAGGUUCCUUCUCUGGGCUAGAUUCAUAGAAGUAAACAGUGUUGAGAAGUCAGUUUAAUCAGAGAAAGAGAUAGCUAAUAGCUGGUGCUAAUUAUUAAGACUAAUAUUCGAUAGCUUUGGUAUAACUAACACUUAUUAAAAUGUUUGUAUAUAAUCCUUCUUGCAGUGUACUUUUAUAAAAAUCUUCAUUGAUGUCACCUUAAUUUUAGGCUAGUGAUGCAGAAUUUCCCCAGAAUUUAUGUCACUCUGAUAAAAAAAAAAAAAAAUAGGGACUCAGGAUACUCAGUUGCUGUUAGCCACAAAGAGACUCCUGAUUUUAAAGCACCUCUCUCAGUACUUAAUUUAUGCCCAUGGAGCACCUCAGGGGAGCAGGGAGAGAUGAACAAUCCUGGCUCAAUGAUAUUACUUGAACAUUUUAUUUCUAAACCUGUAAUGUGACCAGAAAUAUUUAACAUUUCCUUUUAGAAAAAAACUUCUCUUUCUCUAAGGAGAGAGGCCUGCUAAUCAAUGUGCUCAGAUAAACAAAGCACUUUAAGGUUCAAUUAACAAAAAUUAAAUAAUUACAGAAAUAUUAACAUUUUUUAUCUGAAUAUAGGAAAAAAUAUCAAUUCUGGAAUGUUUGAUAAUUAGAAAGCUAAGCAAAAUCAUUUCAAAUCUUGCUGAAAAUUGUGUUUUAAGUUGCAUCAGAUUGCUUUGAGAGAUAUGGUAAUCUCAUAAUGUAACUACCAAGGAGAAAGAGAUUGCAAAGGUCUUAUAUAUUCAUAAUUAUGCUAUGUUUGAAACAUGUUUCAAAAUAGAUUGUUUUGUUCAAAAUGGAUCGUUUUCUGAGUUGAGAUUUUUUUUGUUGUUUACUCAAAAGAAAACAUUCUUAUGUUUUUGUCAAUGGAUACAGUUUUGUUAAAUUUAGCCUUCUUAAUAAACAUUAUUUUAACUGGA
This is a messenger RNA of Hipposideros armiger (great roundleaf bat), 6757 nucleotides long. RefSeq names its product rhotekin 2 (gene RTKN2). The record is from RefSeq and is a predicted model, not a curated record. Bases 249 to 2075 code for a protein of 608 amino acids. Gene Ontology annotation, biological process: signal transduction; positive regulation of cell population proliferation; hemopoiesis. The transcript has 12 exons. NCBI's taxonomy places the organism in Eukaryota, Metazoa, Chordata, Mammalia, Chiroptera, Hipposideridae.